GGUCCUGUCCCCUUCCAUCCUGCUAUAUUUACUUUUACUGUUAAUGAUAUUUUUGGCGGGUUCUCGGAGCUGGGCGUGGCCUCAGCUCCCCCCUCCUUCAGUGGGCGUGGUCUCAGGCCCCCCUACUUUCCUCCCGACCACACCCUUCCCUCCCUCCAUCUAGCGACUCGGCCAUGGCGUGUGCAGCCCCACUGCUCCCGCUGCUCCUGCUGCUGCUGCUGGGAGACCCCGCGGCGGGCCAGGGCGGCGACUUCGACCUGUCACAUGCGCUAGACGGGCCGAAGAAACCGACCCCAGGGACAACCAAAGCGGCACCCAAAAAACCAGCAGGUGACCUAGACCUGAAGGAUUCACUGGGAGGAGAUGGUGGAAUUUCUGACACAGACCUGGAAGACGUGGUGGGGACAGGAGGUCGAGGAGCUGGAGGGGGCGGGGCCAGACGCGAUGACCCGGAAGCAGGAGGAGGCCCUGCCCAGGAGGCCGUGAUCCCUGGGGUCGUGGCAGCCAUCUUGGCGGCAGUUGCAGGCGCUGUAUCGAGCUUCGUGGCCUAUCAGCGGCGGAAGCUAUGCUUCCGGGAGCGUGACUCCGCUGUGGUCUAGGGAAGGAACCCCUAGAGAACCCCAGGGGCCCCGGCUCCACCCAGCCGUGUGGCGUCACCGGGAACUUUUCCAAUGACGUCACAGCGACCAUCUGCGAUGAUGUCAUGAAGCCGCCACCCAGCUUCCCUCCUGCGUGGUCAGGAGGGGGUGUGAGGGGCCUCCCAGCCGUUGCAGUGACAUCUACACAGUGCCAAAGCCCGACUCCGCCCUCUGUUCUGAGGAGAGAAAAAGAGGAGUCCUGGUGCCUUAUGGGAUAUGGGGGGGGUGGGAGUGUGGGUGGGACUGGGAACACAGAAGUGAAAUAAACGUGACUUCCAUAA
Molecule: messenger RNA, 919 nt
Organism: Psammomys obesus (fat sand rat)
Lineage: Eukaryota; Metazoa; Chordata; Mammalia; Rodentia; Muridae
Gene: Cd99
Product: CD99 molecule (Xg blood group)
Exons: 8
Coding region: 174-599 (141 amino acids)
Biological process (GO): T cell extravasation; positive regulation of neutrophil extravasation; homotypic cell-cell adhesion
Source: RefSeq, a predicted model, not a curated record